AUGAGAGUGGAAGAAGGACCUGAGGGACCUUCGAAAUUUGUCCCCAUGGAACACCAAGAGGUAGCAUGGGACUCGAAGAAGGACCUGAGGGACCCUCGAAAUUUGGCCUCAAGGAACACCAAGAGUAUAGGAGGCACUCCUUACUUCGCAAGUAGCAUGGGACUCGAAGAAGGACCUGAAGGGACCUUCGAAAUUUGGCCGCAGGGAACACCAAGAGGUAGCAUGGGACUCGAAGAAGGACCUGAGGGACCUCCGAAGUUUGGCCUCAAUGAACACCAAGAGGUAGCAUGGGACUCGAAGGAGGACCUGAGGGACCUCCGAAGUUUGGCCUCAAUGAACACCAAGAGGUAGCAUGGGACUCGAAGGAGGACCUGAGGGACCUCCGAAGUUUGGCCUCAAUGAACACCAAGAGGUAGCAUAGAACAUUUGGACUGGAAGAAGGACCUUCGGAAUUUGGCCUGUAAGAACACCAGUAGGCAGCAUGGGACAUUGGGUCUGGAAGAAGGACCUACGAGAUUUGUCCUCAGGGAACACCACGAAAGGAGGACCUUGGGUGCACAGGGUGAAACUAUACAGGUUUGUGGAAUAAAGGAUGACAGGAGGAGGGAGUUAUAAUGCUUUCUCCUUUACCUAUUUUUCUUGCCUUUGAUUCUAUUGGUUAGAGUUGUCAGACUGGUCAGUUGUUUAGAAGCGUGUGUGUGUGCGUAUGUUGGAA
This is a messenger RNA of Ornithodoros turicata, 715 nucleotides long. RefSeq lists its product as uncharacterized. Bases 1 to 351 code for a protein of 116 amino acids. The record is from RefSeq and is a predicted model, not a curated record. The transcript has 9 exons. Lineage: Eukaryota; Metazoa; Arthropoda; Arachnida; Ixodida; Argasidae.